AUGGAUCCUCCGCCAGCAUAUCGAAUGCCCGAUCAAACGGCCAUUGAUUUGGGCGAUGCAGUGAAUGUGGAAACCUUAGGAGGCGUCGAAAAUCUUGGAUUUUAUGACUCUUCACAACAAUAUUCGCCCUCCGCUCAACAAGGUUAUGAUUUGAGUGGAAAUAUGUCGUCAGUAUCGUAUAAUGGAAAAGGGGCCCAUCACUUUCGCAAAUUGAGCGGCGGAGGACCUGCUGCAAAAUUUCUGGAAAAUCGUGGGUUCGGGUGGCUGCUAGAGGUGGAUGAUGAUGAAGUAGAACAGAAACCACUUUUGGAAGAGUUGGAUAUCGACCUCACCGAUAUUUACUAUAAAGUGAGAUGUGUGCUUUUACCGUUACCGUACUUCCGACUUAAAUUAAGUAUUGUGAGGGAAUCGCCCGAUUUCUGGGGUCCGUUAUUGGUCGUCAUGGCGUACGCGUUACUAUCGAUUUACGGGCAAUUCAGUGUGAUAUCAUGGAUUUUGACAAUUUGGUUUGCGGGCUCCUUUUUUGUGUUCUUUUUGGCUCGAGCCCUCGGUGGUGAGGUCAGUUACAGUCAGGUGCUUGGUGUGGUUGGUUAUUGCUUAAUACCGUUGGUCACGGUUGGAUUGUUUAUCCCGAUUAUUUCAAGGUUUCGAAUGUUAACAAUUGGUCUGGGUUGCUUCGGUGUGUUUUGGUCAGUGUACAGUGCUGGGACGUUGUUAUGCGUUGAAGAGUUACAAGAGAAAAGAACGUUACUAUUGUAUCCCGUGUUCUUGCUCUACGUUUAUUUCUUCUCACUCUAUUCAGGAGUAUGA
Messenger RNA from Anisakis simplex (herring worm), 810 nucleotides. NCBI's taxonomy places the organism in Eukaryota, Metazoa, Nematoda, Chromadorea, Rhabditida, Anisakidae. The record is from the annotation of a GenBank genome assembly.